Ceutorhynchus assimilis (cabbage seed weevil) is the source of this 4116-nucleotide messenger RNA. NCBI's taxonomy places the organism in Eukaryota, Metazoa, Arthropoda, Insecta, Coleoptera, Curculionidae. The record is from the annotation of a GenBank genome assembly.
CCAUUAUCCAAUUUUCCCGCUCUAUCUAUAGAUUCUAGAAUGGAAAAUCCUUCACCUGCUUCAACCCAACAAACAAUCCGUUUCUCGAAUCAAAUGUUGAUAAUCAAACGGCGAAAACAUGUUUAAGCCGGGGUUCAUCAAGAAGAUUCAAGUCCAAAACUUUGUUACCUACAACUAUGCGGAACUGGCGCCAGGACCAAAUCUAAAUAUGCUUAUUGGGCCAAAUGGAACCGGCAAAUCUACGAUGGUAGCCGCUAUUAUUCUAGGUUUAGGUGGCAGCCCUAAAACUGUAGGAAGAGGUACAAAAAUAUCUGAGUAUGUUAAACAUGGAUGCGAAUUUGCCAAAAUAAACAUUUAUUUACAAGGCAAAGAAGAUGAUGCCAUAGUUAAAAUAUCAAGAGACUUUGACACGCAGGAUAGAACACAAUGGAAGCUGAAUGGAAAAAUAUGCAAGGCAGCUAAUGUGCAAGAGUAUAUAAAAGAAUUUAAUAUACAAGUAGAUAAUUUGUGUCAAUUUCUACCACAAGAUCGUGUUGCUGAUUUUGCAAAAUUGAACAAGAAAGAAUUGUUAAAGCAAACGCAGAUUGCGUUAUGUAGAGAAGAUUUACUAGCAAAACAACAAGGUUUAAUUGAGGCCAGAGAGAGACAUAAACAUUUGAAAGAACAAAUUGUACAACAAAAACAAAAUUUGCAAGAAGCGCAAGAUGCCAAUGCUAGAUUGGAAGGAAGAGUUAUAAACUUCAACAAAAAAAUUAAAUACAAAGAGAGAAUUGCCCAUAUUAAUAGAAAAUUGGCAUGGUUAGAAUAUGAACAUAAAAGAGCAGAACUAGGCAAAGUAAAAGCUGAAAGGGCGCAAGCCCAACACAUAUACGAUAAAUAUAAAAAUGCAAUUAAACCAAUGGAAAAAGUGAUCCAAUCCCAUAAACAAUGUUUGCAAGAAAUGCAACAGAGUAAUUCAAAAAUAAAACAGAAUAUACGAAACAAUGAAAACCAUAUGAAUACCACCAGUAAUAAUGUGGAAGCACUUAAAUCAAAUAUAAAAGAAAUUGAGAAGGAGUGUCAGAAUAAAUUAGCAGAAGUUGGUCAGUGGGAUAACCAGAUUCGAGAAGCAGCAGCUAAAUUACAGGAAUUAAAAAAAUCGCAUGAAGAUACACUUAGCCAGUUAACACACUUGAAUAAAGAUGCACCCACUCUAUCUUCAGAAAUUAACAAAUGGUUAAGUCAUAAAACUAAACUCCAAAACCAAAAAGAUCCAAUAAAUGCAGCAAUAAUUGAAGCUAACUCAGAAAUAAGGUUUUUGCAAAAUGAACAAAACAAAGUAGAAAAUGUCAAGCAAACUAGACUGAAUAAGCUCAGAGGAUUGAAUAAUGAUGCAUACACUGCUGUUCUUUGGAUUAGAAACAAUAAACAUCUUUUCAAAGGUGAAGUGUAUGAACCCAUGAUGCUAGAAGUUAAUGUUUUGGAUGAAACGAAAGCGAAAUAUGUAGAAGCUAUGAUACCUAUGAGGGACAAGUUAGCUUUCACUUGUACUGAAAAGGACGAUAUGAAUUUGCUUAUUAGAUCUUUGCGAGAACAGCAAAGAUUGUCUGUAAAUGUGGUAUAUUCAGGUCCAACUAAUGAUCCAUACAAUCAACCCAGAAUCCCAAUUGAACGUCUUAGAAGAUUUGGCUUUUAUACUUAUGUUAACACUUUAUUCACCGCUCCAGAACCUAUUAUGAGAUAUUUAUGUCUCACGUAUUACCUGAAUAAUAUUCCUGUGGGGGACGAAAGCACCAAUGAUCAUUAUCAGAGUGUGCCUCAGGAAAUAAAAGUGUUUUUCAGUGAUAAUUCCAGAUAUGCAAUAAGCGUCUCCCAAUAUUCAGGACAAAGAAGUACCAGACAGAAUGAAAUUAAAGCACAUGGUCACUUGCUGUCUUUGGAUGUCUUGAAAUUGGAGCAAGUGAAAGGACGUUCUCGUGAAAUGAAUAAAAAAGUUCAGCAACUACAAAGUCAACUUGAAAAAUAUGAUGCUGAAAUUAGUAAAUUUGAUGCAAGAAUCCAGGAAUACCGACAAAGACUAACCGAGAUUCAGAGACAAAAACAACAGGCUGACGGUAUUGAAAGACGAAUAGCGGUGGCCAAACAGCACUUGCUCACAAUGCAAAAUAAUAAAAAAAAUCCUGAAGAAAUUAAAGCGGAAGCCCAUACUAAAAUUUAUAAAUUGAAGCCAAAAAUGUAUCAUCUAGUGAAAGCCUCUAUGAAGUAUGACGAAGAAUUAAAAUCCUUAAUAAAAACCUUAGAGUCAACGUCUGAAUUAAUUGAGGCGAGUCGUCAAGUUAUCGAACUAUUGGACAAUGAAACCAUCGAUUUGAAAACGAAAAUUCAAGAAACCGGAGAUAUUCUUCAGUCAGUUAGUGCUAGAUAUGAUGCUAUUAUGCAAGAAGCAAAAAGCCUACUAGAAAAGGCCAAAGGGUUGUCGAAAGGUCACACACCCAUUGAUCCAGGGUUUCAAGAGUUUCUUGAGAUUUACGAUCAAUUAGGAAACAAUCAAGAGAAUCUACAAACAGAAAAAGAAGAUCUAAAUUCAAGAAUAGCUUGCCUAAACACUGCGGAUGAUGUUGAAAUGCAAGAAUAUCAAGACAGAAACAGUCUUAUAGAGAGACUUCUUGAAACUAUUAGUACAACCUCAAAGGAAAUCGAUAAAAUAUCCGGUAAAAUGAACAAAAUGCAAGAGCAAUGGUUGAACCCCUUAAAGGAAGUGGUGGCGGCUAUAAACCUGAGGUUUGCUAGUGCGUUUGAACGUAUGGGUUGCGCUGGAGAAGUGACAGUAUGUUCUGGCGACAACGACCAGGAUUUUGCUGAUUAUGGUAUUUCAAUUAUGGUUACGUACAGAAGUGGCGAGCCUUUACAAGAAUUAAACCCUAUAGUACAAAGUGGAGGUGAACGAGCUGUUGCUACAGCCACUUUUAUGUUGUCUUUGCAAGAAUUGACGCCGGUACCCUUUAGGUGUGUCGAUGAAAUCAAUCAGGGAAUGGAUGUUAAUAACGAACGGCGAAUAUUUGAUUUGAUCAUGGAGUCGACUUCUCAGCCAGGUACAUCUCAGUAUUUCCUAAUUACCCCUAAGUUGGUACCAAAUCUGAAAUACACAAGAGAAGCGAGAGUGCAUAUUGUCCACAAUGGACCGUUCAUAAAUCCAGAUAGGAAAUGGUUCGAUUCAAAGUUUUGCAAUCCGGAUUCUAUUAAGCUUAGUUGAAAAUUCGUUUUUUUUUUUCAUGUUUAUGACGAUAUUUCUUUCUUUUAUAUUUUGAAAAAUGAUUUGUUUAUUGUAUGUGAUUGUUUAUUUAUUAUUUAUAAUAAAAUAGAUAUGUACAUAUAGGUGGUUUACCGAUCUUUUAUUUUAGCAUUGAUUCAAGUAAUUUAUUUCGUCUUCAGUAUUCUCUAUUAUGACAUUGAGGCGUGGACUCUGACAGACGCCAUGUGUGAAAAGCUAUAGAGGCUUUUGAAAUAUGGACAUAUAAACGGAUGUUGGAAAUAUCUUGGACGGACAGAGUGCGCAAUGAAGCUGUGCUAACGAGAAUGUCAAAAGAUCUUGAACUUAUGUUUACGCUUAAAAAGCGAAAGUGAGAGUACUUCGGACACAUACUCAGGAUUGACAAAUACCUACUUCUCAAGCUCAUAAUCGAGGGAAAAAUCGAAGGCAGAAGUGACCCUGGGACGUCGAACAGUAUCUUGGCUAAAGAAUUUAUAUCACUAGUAGAUGAUUGCCAACGUUCGUAGAGGAUAAGGCCGUCACAAGGCAAUAUUUUGAAGCGGAAAGUAAAAUUUUCAGAAAUGUGUGGGAUGAAGUGCUUUACACAACCUUUGCGAAAAACUAGUGUGUGGAAAAUUAUUCCAGAACACGUGUGCAGUAAAUUUUUUUUUGUUAUAAAAGUACCUAUAUUUCCUCCUAACUGAUGAAAGUUCUUGGAAAAUAUGUUGCAUAGACUAAUAUGUUGUUAUUUUGUAUCAUGAUAGGUCGCGACAUUUAUGCGUCAAGUUUGUAUCUAUACCAUUUCCAAAUCCAAGCGGUACUUAAUGACAUUAUAACCUGAAUUGUAAACCAACAUCAGCCUUCCUAUUGGUUGAAACGCCCUACCA